Melampsora larici-populina 98AG31 is the source of this 4794-nucleotide messenger RNA. RefSeq lists its product as uncharacterized. Gene Ontology annotation, cellular component: nucleus. Gene Ontology annotation, molecular function: protein serine/threonine kinase activity; protein binding. The transcript is spliced from 13 exons. The record is from RefSeq and is a predicted model, not a curated record. Gene Ontology annotation, biological process: telomere maintenance; protein phosphorylation; DNA damage checkpoint signaling. Lineage: Eukaryota; Fungi; Basidiomycota; Pucciniomycetes; Pucciniales; Melampsoraceae. The annotation marks the transcript as partial.
CUGGCCCCUGUCUCGAUAAUGCAGAUAGUGUCAUUAGCUCAGAGAAGCUCUGUGACAGUUUACAAACUUUUGAGUAGAUACUUGUCGCCGAUCAGCGAAACAAUUGUACUCGAUCUUAGGAUGAAUACCAACGGAUUGAACCUAGUGGCCGAACUAUUGGGUACAACCAAUGAUGUCUUUUUAUCCCAGACGGCACAGUACACCGUACCUCGAUUGGUGUCAUUAUCGAACAUACCCAUCCUCGAACGCCUAGCUAGUGUGAUUCAAGAUACCCUUUCAAACAUCAUAUCUGAUCAUAUGGUAAAGAUACUCGCCGAACUUUGCCUACUUCCGGAUCUCCAGAUGACUAAACAAAAAAUCGAAAAUUUAAUCUUGUUACUCAACAAAGGAGACAAAUCUGCUCAGAACAAUCAAUCCCCGAAAUUCUCUCUUCUCACAUUGGCAGCAUACUGUAGUGGUCCGCUUUAUUUCGAAUUGAUUGUUGAAAUGAGAGAUUCUACUGAAAGAUGCCUGAACAAAAAUCCAAGAUGGGCUUUGUCGAACGCGUUCCGCUUGGCACACCCACAAAUCGGCUUCAAUACCAUUGUUAAAGAUCAGGAGGUUGAGGAUGAGUUGAGACAUCAGAUGCUAUUCAUCUUGACAGUAAUGAACGAUACACUUCAAGAUUUACGAGGCAAAUAUUCGAUUGGAAAUAAAAUCAAGGUCAUGGAAGGCUUGGGGAACUUGAUCAAGAUUGUGAAAUCUGGCGUGAACGGCUUUAUACCGCAAAUCGCCACAACCUUACAGGCUGCUCUAUCAAUCCCGGCUGUCAGGGGUCCAACUCUCAGAGUCUGGGAUUUGUUUAUCAAGGCUUCCUCAGCGAACGAUAUAAAGGCCUUUGUUGGUCAAAUUUCUGCCGCUCUCGUAAGCGUUUGGACCGAAUUGACUCCUGAACAAUUGACCAUCACCACCAAGAUAUUUCAUCAAAUCCUCAAGAAAUCAAAAGAGCUCGGUACCAACGUCUACGAUAUCGCCGACAUCACCGGUCUUGAGAUGCCGAUUUUACGAUCAAACACGCAUCCGCUCAUCACAUCCGAUGUUCAUGAACUUUUAAAGGAGGCACAACAGAUGCUCGUCUCAAUCAAGAGACCAAUGUCAUAUCUACAUAAACUACGUAGGCUGGUCGAUCGGCUUAAUGAUGAAAGUGGAAUCGUCGUCAGGCAAUCGCUAAAAGAACUCAAGCAUUCACUAUAUCUCGAACCAGAUCAGAUCAGGUUAGUCACCUCGGGUGAUAGUUUCGAUCCUGUGAUCGGAAGCUUGUUGAAGGCUCUGACUGGGGUAGCGAUGAGAUUCAAUGAUAUCUCUGAUGACUUCAAGUGUCUCACAUUUCAAUGUCUUGGAAUCAUUGGGGCAUUAGACCCUGAUCGGUUCGAAAUAUCUGAUGACACACCUGGAUGUAUUUCACCAUGUAACUUUACGGAUCACGAAGAGGCCAUCGAGUUUGCUAUUCACCUGAUCCAAGAUGAAUUAGUUGGAGCAUAUAGGGCAGCUAGCGAUACGAGACAUCAGCAUUGUCUUGCUUAUGCCAUCCAAGAGCUUUUACGGUUUUGUGGUUUUACUCCGGACAUACUGGUUCAAUCUCAUAAGAAGAAUGUCUUGCCAGAGGUACGUAAGAGAUGGAAGGCGAUGCCUAAGGACAUCAUUGAUGUUCUCUCACCUCUUUUGAGCUCGAAAUACACAAUCGUUAUCCAUGCCCCACACCCUUUACCGGUCCCAAUCUACUUACAAACGACAGUCUACAAUUCUUGGUUACAAAACUGGUAUACCAGGCUCGUACCUGUGAUCAAGAACGUCAACGCGGCAAAAAUCUUCAAUACUCUCUUGGGUGCUUUACGCAAUGGCUCUAUCAUCCUUGCUCAAAAUGUCUUACCACAUCUUAUCGUACAUGUUUUGGUUGCCGAAGAUAUUGAAGAAGUCAAAAACGUCAAACUCGAGAUUGUCACCAUCCUUGAAGACCAAACGUUGUGCAAAAGCGACUAUUCCCCUGAGGGAAGACAGUUGGUAGCUGAGACCGUUUUUGGUCUCAUGGAUCACUGCAGUCGAUGGCUGAGAGAUCGCCAUAAAUCGAGAGCAUCGAAAAGACGGGAAUCCGUAAACACUGUGGACUCGGCAGCAAUUCGAAUGCAAUCUUUCAUAUCAGACAUCAGUCCUGAGUUAUUGGCAACGGCAGCUCUUUCUUGCAAGGAUCAUGCCCGAGCGCUUUUGAAUCUCGAACAACGGAUAUGGGUACUAGAGGAAUCAAGGGAUAAAGCCAAAGCUGAUAUUGUUACAUAUUAUGAGCGUGUUCAUCAAAUUUAUUCAGAAAUUGAUGAACCAGAUGGAAUGGAAGGUAUUUCCACCAAGAUCCCUGCACCUUCUAUCCUACAUCAAAUCAGAGAACAUGAAUCGACUGGCCGGUGGACUUCAGCACAAAGUUGUUGGGAAGUUGAGUUACAGAAACAACCAGAUGAAUUAAGCUCUCAUAUUGGCUUGCUUCGUUGUUUAAAAAAUCUAGGACAUUAUGAUUCCUUACGUACCCAUAUCCUCGGUGUACUCAAGAACCAUCCCCAAUGGGAGAGCGAGCUGGCAUCAUUCUCGGUAGAGUCAAGUUUGGUAUCUAACGAUUGGAAAGGUUUGACGCGUGCUAUUCAGAUGGGAUCCCCCGAUAGUCCUGAGAUCAUUUUGGGAAGGGUGAUUGAAACGAUGCUAACGUGUGAUCAAAUGACGAUUGAUAAGAACAUGAGUGAGGCCUACAUCAAACUUGGUAAUCAAAUCCUAGGUUCGACUCGAAAAGACGUUUACAGACGAGUUUAUGACUCUGUUCUGUAUCUUCAUAUCCUUCAUGAGGUUCCAUUGAUUGAUGAUGUUUGUAAAAGGAUAUAUUCGAUCAAUGAUGUUUUACCGACUCAAGAUCGACUAUUCUCAGGUGGUUAUCUGAUGAAAACACUUCAAUCGAGGAUCGAUGCUAUCUCACCUGCAUUCCGUCAUCGAGAACAAGUGCUUCGUCUCAGGAGGGCAGCCUUUCAACUUAGAUGUCGAGGAACUCCUGCAGUAGGCCAGUUAUGGGUCCAAACCGCGAACAUCGCACGUAAGGCUGGACACUUACAAACAUCAUAUAGUGCUGUUCUACAAGCUUCAGAGCUUAAGACGCCUACAGCCUUUAUCCAACGAUCGAAAUUGUUGAAAUUGGAAGACCAACCACAUAAAGCGAUAGCCGAACUCGAAAGGAAUCUCGAUCAUUGUACUCCGAAGGAUAGUGCUGGUAUGUCGGAUGAUAUAUCGACCCGAGAUUAUGCAAAGGCUUGUCUACAACGUGCUCGAUGGAUGGAUGAAGUUGAUAGAUAUAAUGUGAAUUUCAUAGUUAGCAAGUUUGAUAAAUUAACAUCCGAACAUCCAGAAACAUUGACGUAUGGUACUAAGUUUAUUUAUCAAGCUUUACCAAGGAUGUUAACUUUAUAUUUUUCAUUGGGUGAACAUCAAGAGAUUGUUCGAAUUUUGAAAUUGGCUGAACGUAAGAAGAGAGGGUCAUGUGAUUCUCUUUUUUCAUUUCAGUGGCUCACUGUUCUACCACAAGUCGUCUCUCGUGUCAUGCACAAGAGUACACAUGUACAAGCGCUUGUGCACAAGAUUCUAACUCACGUACUUAGAUCGUACCCUGAUCAAGCAUUGUGGGCUAUGGUAUCAGGAGUCGAAUCUUCAAAUGCUGCGCGAUCUAGUCGAUGUACUUGGGUCUUGAACGAUGCAAAGAACUCACAAGUCGAUCCUCAAACACUUACACGAAAGUUUGAUCAAUGUCGUAAACUAGUACGACAACUUCUUUUCCUAUGUAACUAUCAACUACGAGAUCAUCGAAAGCUCAGUUUGAAUGAACAUUUCCCGGCCUUACAACAAUGUGCACCAUGUGAAUUGAUCGUUCCAUUACAAUCUUCAUUGAUCGCGAGUCUUCCUCCACACGAUUUGAACUUUGCUUCACAUGCUCCUUUUCCUCAUAACCUUGCUUGUAUUGCUGGGUUUUCGGAUGAGAUCAUUAUUAUGACUUCGUUACAAAAACCAAGGAAGAUAUCGAUACGUGGAUCUGAUGGAAAAGAUUAUCCGUUUCUUUGUAAACCUAAAGAUGAUUUAAGAAAAGAUGCUAGAUUGAUGGAAUUUAAUUCGAUGAUUAAUAAGCUUUUGAAAAAAGAUUCUGAAUCGAGGAAACGUAAUUUGCAUAUUAGAACGUAUGCUGUAGUCGUCUUGAAUGAAGAAUGUGGUUUAUUAGAAUGGGUUCCACAUACUCUUCCACUUCGAAAUAUACUACACGCUUUAUAUUCUACUAAAGGAAUUCCAAUCUGGGUAAUUGAUUCAAACUUUUUUUUGAACAGAUAUCCACCCAUUUUUCAUCAUUGGUUUAUGAGUAAUUUUCCAGAUCCUGCUUCUUGGUUAAGAAGUAGACUUGCUUAUGGUAGAACAGCUGCAGUGAUGUCGAUCGUAGGAUUCGUAUUAGGGUUGGGUGAUCGACACGGAGAGAAUAUCUUAUUUGAUUCAACUACAGGUGAUACAGUUCAUGUAGAUUUCAAUUGUUUGUUUGAUAAAGGUAGAACGUUUGAAGUAGCCGAAAAGGUUCCUUUUCGACUCACUCAAAACAUGGUAGCUGGUCUUGGUGUCAGUGGAGUGGAAGGAUUCUUUAGGAAAGCAUGUGAAGUGACGAUGAUGAUCUUAAGGAACAAUAAGGAUUCAUUGAUGAGUGUAUUGGAAACUUUUGUACAUGAUCCUUUGGUGGAUUGGAUGCCAUAUGGA